This is a messenger RNA of Cephus cinctus (wheat stem sawfly), 2171 nucleotides long. RefSeq names its product tyrosine decarboxylase. The transcript has 2 exons. The record is from RefSeq and is a predicted model, not a curated record. Gene Ontology annotation, molecular function: pyridoxal phosphate binding; carboxy-lyase activity. Gene Ontology annotation, biological process: amino acid metabolic process. NCBI's taxonomy places the organism in Eukaryota, Metazoa, Arthropoda, Insecta, Hymenoptera, Cephidae. The coding region runs from base 260 to 1924 and encodes 554 amino acids.
CGUAUAAAACUGCGGAGCGCGCUCUGGGAAGGCAGAGUCACUCGGGGACUUUCGUACUGAAAGCCUGAAAGAGAAUAUAGUCGAGUCUCAAGUUUAUAAGGAGUGUUGUGAAGGUGGUGUUAUUUGACAGAGGACUCACGAGCAGCGACAAAGUUUUUACUUUUAGAUAUUUAGUUGAUAACUUUCUUUUUAAUAAUAAGAAAAGGAUCCUAAGGGAUUUAGAUUUAAAAAAAGGAAGACGAAUUUAUAAUAAGAAAUCAUGAACAUCGAUGAGUUUCGCGUUCGCGGUAAGGAGAUGGUGGAGUAUAUCUGCGAGUACCUGGCCACCCUGGAGGGUAAACGCGUCACGGCAAACGUCGAUCCUGGAUACUUGAGGCCUCUUCUACCCAACGAAGCACCGGCUAAGCCUGAAUCCUGGGACGCCAUUAUGCGAGACGUCAAUAAUAAAAUAAUGCCAGGAAUUACGCACUGGCAGCAUCCCAGAUUUCAUGCGUACUUCCCAUCCGGUAACUCGUUUCCUUCCAUCCUGGGGGACAUGCUGUCUGACGCAAUUGGUUGCAUAGGCUUCUCCUGGGCAGCGAGUCCAGCCUGCACCGAAUUAGAGACCAUCGUCCUGGAUUGGUUCGGAAAAGCCAUUGAUCUCCCACAGGACUUCCUGGCGGAGAAGAAGAGUUCGAAAGGUGGCGGAGUGAUACAGGGCUCAGCAUCCGAGUGCAUCCUAGUUACAAUGCUGGCAGCCAGGAAUCAGGCGAUCAGGAUGCUGAAGGAGCAGGAUCCAACGACGGAGGAUUCAGCUUUUCUACCGAAAUUAGUGGCCUACUGUUCUACGGAAUCACAUUCCUGUGUUGAGAAGGCAGCCAUGAUAGGACUCGUGAAGUUGCGGGUCCUGGAACCAGAUGAAAAAGGUUCUCUGCGUGGUAACGUUCUGGCAGAAGCUAUCGAGGAAGACGUAGACAACGGUUUAGUGCCUUUCUUCGUAUCAACGACUUUGGGAUCGACGGGAUGCUGCUCCUUCGACAAUCUCGUGGAGAUUGGACCAGCGUGUAAGAAUUAUCCAGGACUGUGGUUGCACGUAGACGGUGCGUAUGCUGGAAAUGCAUUCAUCUGUCCGGAACUGCGUCCUCUGAUGGCUGGAAUCCAAUACGCCGAUUCCUUUAACACAAAUCCGAACAAGUGGCUGCUGGUGAACUUUGACUGUUCCUGUCUCUGGGUCAGGGAUCGCGUUAAGCUUACAUCCGCCCUGGUGGUGGAUCCUCUUUAUCUCCAGCACGCCAAUUCCGACGAGUCCAUUGAUUACAGACACUGGGGUAUACCUCUUAGUAGAAGAUUCAGGGCGCUUAAGCUCUGGUUCGUCAUCAGAUCCUACGGGAUUACCGGCCUUCAGAACUAUAUACGAAAUCAUAUUAAACUUGCCAGGAAAUUUGAAUCUCUUAUGAAGAGCGACAAACGCUUUGAAAUCAUGAACGACGUCAGAGUCGGCUUGGUUUGCUUCCGUCUUAAGGAGACGGAUGAGCUGAACCAGGAACUCUUGGCGAACAUCAACGCCUCGGGGAUGCUGCACAUGAUACCUUCGCGUGUCAAGGGAAAAUAUAUUUUACGUUUUUGUGUCACGAGGGAGAACGCUACGGAAGAUGAUAUAAGUUACGCAUUCGACGUCAUACAGGAACACGCAACGGAAGUUAUGUUGACGCACUUCGAGGGUACCGAGAAGGCGGAAUUCAUGCCGAAGAGUCCCAAGAGUCCGGCACCAUUGGACAAGAGGUUGGUGCGAAAGUUCAGCUUCACCAGAAGUGUAUCCAGGGACGUGUACAAGAGAUCCAUAUCGAAAUCCAGUCUUCACGACGGUGCCACGCCGAUCAUGGUCGUCGAUGAUCACUCUCAGGUCGACACCAUUGAGGAGGAUGUUUUUUGUAACAGUCGGUAGACCACGGCAAAGCUCACGGUACCCAGAAGACGAGAUCAACUGUUAUCGUUACCAUGAGCUAAAGAGUACUUAGUGUAAAGACAAUUAAAUCAAAUAUGCGGAUAUGAUAUGCAUAAUCCGUAUUUGGAUACAAUUCGCUAUGAUCUCAUAGUCAUUAACAAUGCAGUGAAAAGUCCGAGUGUACAUUUAAAUUUUCGAUCGAAAUGACAGGCAAAAGUGAUAUAAAGAAUAGGUAUUUUUGUCAGUA